ACAGGGAAGAAGUUUAAUUUAAUAUAAACAUUCUAAGAAUUUGGAGAAUCAAAGAUGGAAUUUAUACGUGGCUAGAAAAUACCAUCGUUAUUACUAUCAUUUCACUGGAAUAUAAAAAGGUACAGGUACAAUUUUCACAAGCAUCGUUCCGAAAGUAAGAAGAUUAAAAAGGGUUAGUUAUUGUCGCGAUGGCUAACCAAACUGCGAAUACUUAACGAACCCUGAACUCUCUCUGUUUUCCUUUGCAAUUUCACAGAAAACUCGAAGCUGGCUUAUAAUUUCCCCUACGUUACGAUGCAUAUUUGCGAAUACAACGCGACGGCAGCAUGGCUCGCUUAUAAUUAACAUAAAUGCCGUGGUCAGGAUUAAUUAAAUUUCUGGUGCAUGCGCGGCAAUUAUACGAAUUUCGUCGGUCCUAUUCUGCCCAGCUUUUAUUAAUUUCAAUUUCACCAGAACACGUAUACGAGGCCAGUUAAGGUGCACUAGUUUAAAACGAUGCAGAUUGCUCUGUUUUUGCCGUUAUCGGAUUAUCGCAAGAACUUGGCCGUUUUGAACUGGUAUUCUUUCAUGGAAAGGAGAAGCCGAAGAAAAUUCUGCUUGGAUAAUUACCUGGCAAUCGAAUAAAGGGUUUUAUGAACGCAAUAUUAUUUCAUGGAACAAGAAAUAAAGGGGGAUGUGGUUAAUGGAUAAUAAUCGCCUAGUAAUUAAAUGAAAUUCAGAAGAAAUUAAAGAAGAAUUAACUUCCACAUCGUUCAAAAUUUAUUACCAAAGAUACCAAGGAAAAAUAUUUUAAUCACAACAUAACAAAUUCCAUUUUAUACUGAAACAUCUCUGGUACUCUAUAUUGGAAAGAGUUAAAAAAAGAAGAAGAUAUCUUGAGAUACGGAUCUAACACGAUACGAUAGCCUGUCCAAUGCACAGCUUGAGGUCGUUUAAAUUGGACCCCUAACUCUUUCUCGCCACUUUAUUUUCCCAACAGGGGUUUUCUUCUUUCUUCGUUAUUCCUGGUCGCAUUGUCGCGGCAGAUGAUGAGGUACGAAAAGUAUUACGUGGUCGUCCUGAAAAAGCCAUCGCGUUGCUCCAUAAAAACAGAAGUUAUCGUUGCAGCUGAACGCGGCGAUGUCGUUUUGAGGCGCGAAAAACAUAAUUCCGGACGAGAGUCGUCGCGUGUACUUCCGGGAUUUGUCGAGGCCGUACGUGGUGCUUACAAGCGAAAUCCAAUUUCAUCUCCCUCGAAGUUGAUACGCUUCUUGGACGUUAAACGCGAAUGAAGCCGGUCAGAUUCGAUUAUUGCAAGCUGCUAUCGAACUCUUGCAUGUUUCAUGCAACGAGCAACACUGAAUUUCCUAUUACCGUUGAAGUUAUUACAGGAAACACGUUCUGAGCCAUGAAAUAAUUAUCAGAAAAUGUUCGUAGCACUUAGCUACGUAUCGUUUUCAAGAGAAUUCGCUCCAUAAAAUUGUUACGCGCUUCGACGCCCAAUCACAGAAUUAUUGCACAGGGAAACAAAUGCUCACGGUAAUCGGUCGUGCGCAAAUUUCAUUUCGCAAAUCAGUAAGCAUCGAUGAGCAACGUAUUCGCGGUUAAAUUUCAUACCGUGGGCUACACGGUCCGAUUAAUACCGACACAGUGUCGCCGCAGUAAACCGACACCAAUUAAACGUUCACGGAAUGUCAAAAAACGUUGAUUAUACCAUAUCCGUUCGCGCGAUUAACGACGAGUACAAUCGACACUUUGAGCUCCGAAUUGACUAACAAAUUUCACAGUGAUUAUAGAAAUUUUUAACGCUACAAUAGACGGAUUGGAUUAUAAUUUUUAUGGAGGAAUUGAGUUACUUAGGAGAGGAAAGGUAACAGUUUAUUUUACUGAAGGAUAUAUUACAUUGAAAAUAUGUUAACCACUAUUCUGGAAAUAAAUUUCGACAUUGAUCUCUACAUACUUCUUCCUUGAAAGAGAGUGGUCCAGUCCCUUCGAGGAAUGACGGAAAUGGGAUUAGCUCCUCUGGUCCCUCUUCUUCCUCGUAUCCUAUUUCCUGCGUAACCUUCGACCUUCGACCUCCUGAGGGAAAGGUAGAAAGGAUACGGAAGAAGAUUUCCUCGGUGAUCAGCGUAACUAGAUUGCAUAUCUUCCUUAGAAGUCUCAUAAACGGAAGACGACGAGCCCCUCGAUUAGCGUAGAUAAGGAAGUGGAUUGUUUCUGACAUUAACAAGAUUGUUAUCGUUGAACAGAGCGUUAUUUGACGAUAUUAUCUUGAAUUUUUUGUAACAUUCCGUUCAUUGCCAAGAAAUCUAUUUUGAAUCCAAGAUACAUUUUUCUCUUUUAUUCAAUAAACCAAACGUAUAUACAUUUAUUUCGUAGCAAUAUCUCUUGAAGUAUGAAAAAAGAUUCAAAGGAAAAUAUCAAUGCAAAUGGAACCAAGAUGAAAUUGAAUUUCUAUUCCAUGCACCAAGAAGAAACUUAAUCUAUAAACGAAGAUGUUAUAUUGUAAUAUAAAGAAAAGUAAUAUUCAAGCGACUCGUUUGAUGUCAUUAAAAUAAAAUGGCAGAUAAGAAUUCUUUUACUAAAAUCCAUUAGUCGAACUAUAUACCGAUCGAAAUUCGUUUCGGAUUAAACGAGGAUAAAAGUGAAGAUGGAAUGAAACAUGGAAAAUAUAAAUUCAGUUGGAGAAAGCUCAAUGUGUCGCGGUAGUUGUGGUGAAAUUGAAAAUUAAAAUUUAUGAUUCGGUUAAGCGGCUUGAGCACGACACUACCUCCGCCGGAGAGAAACUAACUAAGAAACUUUUGAAACAAUGGUGACUGGCUAGCUGGUAUAAAUAAUUAUACGGCUAACCUAUUUUCUUUCGCAUCCUUCACUUCCGUACCGACGCCAGUCCAUAAAUUCUCUCCGCAGCUUCCCGGAACUAUUUAUUUUCCUUUGUAAAUACCGAACACGAGAAAUUUUGGGUACAAAGUAGAGUAUUAUCGUCCACUGUAACACUUUUUUGGGCCCAUCUAUGUAUCUGCCAACAAACUUUUCCUCUUUGACAGAGAAAAUUAUCUUCCAGUACUGGCAAUAUUCUCUUAACGAGGAUAGAAUGAAAUGGCAAUUCGUCGUGUCAAAGGAUUGAUUAUUUCAGAUUUAACUAGUUUCCUGAUCCAAAGCUUACCGUCUUCCGACUUCGAAUCUCGAUGAACUUCGACAGCCAAAGUUUCUCGAACUGAAGUCAAAACGCGAGACAGGCUGGAAGCAAGUUUCCAUCCGUUCAGAUUAACCGAAGUCACGGUGAAACUCGUCAACAAACGAGCCAUACGCCUCGAUGAAAGCAACGGCUGCAGUUUCAAACAAAAUAGUCGUUAUAUUAUUGAUUAAUUCGAAGGAUAUAGUAAUUGUUUGGAAAUCCCAUCGAUUCAAAAUUCGUUCGCAGUUACCCACUUUAUUAAUCAAAGAAUUACGAAUUCGUCAGAAACUUCCACGGCCUCGCGAAUUAAUUGAACCCUGUCCAAAGAUCCUUCAGCCCGAAGGAGCACGGAUAACGAAUUUCAUUUUCAUUUUUCCCCGGUCGGAACUUUCCUCCUUGGAAUCCGUCCGAGCUAUCGGAAAAUUCCUCCUCCCGGAAAACUAGGUCGCGACGCGUUAAAAGGCUUCAUCAGCGUCUAAUCGAGCGAAUUGGAUAAUUAGAAUUAACUGGAGAAUUUCUUAUAAACGUGUCAACAGUUUGCGUUUUUCGUUUAAUUUUAAUUAACACAUCAAGUACCGUAAUGAAAACGUACCCUUCAAAAAUAACCUUUCCAAUAACCAUCUCAUAAAUUUACCACGAAUUCUGAUUCGACAUCGUUUUCAACGCUUUUUUCCCGUUCAGUCGGUGUUCCGGUAUCCUGGAACGUCCACGGAACGAAGUUCGGUAAUCGAUGAAAUUUCAUUUAGGUAGAGAACGCCGGUCGUAAUUACAUCGAGGAAUGCUAUCGAUUUGUACUAUGGUGUACCCGUAAUCACAGCCUCGUUGAAGUAUUAUAUAUACACGAUCAUAAAGAGGGUGUUGUCCGACGUUCUCUUUCGAACUCUACAGAUCGCAAUGCAUUUUCUGUUUACACGGCUGUAGUUUACAUAAUAUUAGCAGCAUUCACGCAGGAAACGAUCAAUUGGCAGACAUUUGCAUUGGAAAAGCGGACGCGCAUUAUACGCUCGUAUCAAUAUUAAUUUAACGUGCAAAUAUUAUUUUAAUCGAAGAGUACGAUUCCGAGGAACGGAGGAGAGAUUGUCAGGCAAAGUUUACAUUUGAACAAGAAAAACGAGCAGGGCUGUGUGGACGAUGAAAGUAUACUUGGCGGAAUGCGAACUGCCCCGAUGUCCCACAUUUAAACAAAUGUUUAUCUUAAAAUUAAUAUCAUUCAUGGGAACAAAUGGAUCACGGUUUAUAUACGAUAAAUUACGCGCUGACUAUGAUAGAUUGUGAGAGAAAUUAAAUAAUCAAAGCGGUGAAUUAUGGAAAAUAAUUUUAAGUCAGUCAUGAAUCAGCUCGCUUAAGUCAAAUCUUUCCAUUUCUAAAUCUAAGGACGAAAAUAUAUACGUCAACCUCAACUUGCGCAUAAAACUCUAUCGAAAAUCCAUCUAAUUGAAGCGACUAUUCGGACUGAACAGUAAAACUACCAAAUCUCUUGGUAAUCCCGUACAAGGUCUCAACAAAUUCAGCCAUGAAGCGCCUUAUAAUCACAUUUUCCGCCAGAAACUCACGCUUUACGAUGUCGCGUUAAUCUCGUGGUGAUAGGCGCUUCCGUAUCGUCCUGGCGACACGACACGUAAUUUUAUGGCCUCCAUAAAAAGACUUACAUUCGCGAAAGGAAGGAAACGAGUGGAAAAACGAGGAGGACAGAACGAUUCGUGUAUCAACGGUGAAAAAGCAAAGUAAAUUGUUCGGCAUACCGUACCGGGACACAUGUACGCCCGUUUCCGGGUCAACCUGGUUGUUUUGAUCCCCUUUCUUCCGGGGAUGCGCGUGUUACACCCGAGCGCGUGAAUCAAAAUCGUGUCAGCGGGUAGAUCAAUACGAACUCUACGAUCGAAACUGUUCGAACAAGAGCAGAUGAUUUGAAUUUGCACGAGUUUACACAAUGAAUUCCAUCAAGUACUCCACGAUCGAUUCCAUGGAUCCGACGAAAUUCGAUUAUUCCCUCGGGCGUGCUGUUUGCGAUUAACAGGGUUCCUGUUAACGAACCACUUCGAAACAGCUCUCCGAUGAAUUUCUUGCAAGCCACACUUGCAGCUAGUAGGUGUUAGAACACCUACUACGCUUCUUCUUGAUUUUUACUAUUACUUCUGGAUAAGGAAAAUUCAAAUUUAAUUUAUAUUUUUCACACGAUUCGUUAGACACUGCUUCAGCUCUGGUAAAUUGAUAUUUAUUUCAACAUUGAAUUUUUCAAUUGAAUUCAGCAUUGAAUUUUUUUACAUUUCAUACCUAUUAUUUAAAAGUUCUCUUAGCUCUACUGAUUUUAUUGGAAAAUAAAUGAGAAAUUGAAGAAGGUAAAUGGAAUAGAAGAGAAGUGUAUCAGUAUCAAUCUGAUGUUGAUUCCAAGUAAGCCAAUGUCUCGUGGAUCUUUCUGACGAAGUUUUCCUUCUGUAAUAAGAAAUGUAUUUUUUGUAGAAUAAGUCUAGCACCAUGAAAACUGUGCCAACGGUGACUGGGUACGAGCAAGGCUCGUACUAAGCCACGCAAUCCGUUUGCUCCUAUUUUCCAGAUUGCGGCAGCGGCAUGAACACACGAGACUGGUUACCAAGUGCCACAUGCGCGGAGUGUCGCGCGAUCCCGAACGAUCCAUCAAAAUCGCGACAGACAAUUGUCAAACUUUGUGUAUGCAGCUGUAGUGAGUAGAAGAGAAACAGGAAACGAACAGAAUUCAACGAAUAAAAGACACAUAAAAAAAAAAGAAGAAAGAAAAGUGAAUAGACAAAAGUGUGUUGCUGUUCGAUUGACGUGUGAUAAGUGAACGGGAAGAAAAAUAGGAAGAAAAGGGGGGAAAAGUAGGAUAGAAAUGGAGAUCAUCAGCGUGCAGAGUAUAUCAAAGUAUCGUUCGAUCGCGUCUAAGGCCAACGCGAGAUACAUUAAAACGCCAUUCAUGUUCCUUCUCGGGCCAGAGGCAAGGUUGUAAUUUCGUUUUCUUUCGGAAGGAACAAUACGCACGAUGAACCGUCUCAGGGAUCGUCGAGAGCUUCAAUCGGGUCGGAUCGGAUCGUAGAAGAUUAGAGGAUUCAGGAAGGUAGAGGAACAGCGUUGUCGAAAGGCAAACUUCAUGAAAAUGGACUCGACGAAGCUGGGUGGGCCAGCCCCAACCAGCCCAAGGGCUGACUCACCGGCCUUACCGACCUACGCGACCACCGCGGACGGCAACAUAGACUACAUAAUCGGGGACUACAUGGAAAGACUCGGCACGAGACUGAAUAUACUAGAGACCGAGCUAAAGUACGCGUGGAGAGCGUUAGACCUCCUCAGUCAGGAAUACAUUAAAAUGUGGGAGAGACUCGAGAAACUGGAGGGUCUUCUUUACGAGCAACAGACGGUGAUCAGUCAAUUGAUCGAGUUCUACACGAGCGGUGGCACUCACGAGAACGCGAACGUUGCAGAAGAAUCGAUGGCGAGUCAACAGAGUUCCGUGAGCGAGUUGGACGCGAUCGCGAAGAGCAUCGGCGCAACGAUGGGCAUCGAGGAGACGACCGCGUUGAGGGAAAAGUUGGCCCAACAGGAAAUGGCGAGAAUGCACGGACUGACGCAGGACAGCACGACCGCUGCUGCAGUAGUUACCGAUAUGCACAGAAACGUUAGGAACUUGGACACUCUGGAGACUCUCGCCGAAGAGAGUAACAUUCCAGACGAGGCGUUCUACAGGAGCUUGAACAAUGCUUACAGGGAGGACCUGAUCUGCGGCGACACGUCGAGACCGACCUCGCAACUGGGAAUGAUCUGGGAGGAGGCGGAGGAUGAGGAUGUUAAUGGGAAGAAAGAGAUCGAUACGAGCAUGUUCGAGAAAACGGCGACGAAGGAUACUGAACUGGAGGAAUUGGCUGGUAAACCGACGAAGGAGGAAAUUCAGGAGUCGGUGACGAAGAAGGAGGACGAAGCUGACGAGGACAAGGGCGAAGUGUUCAGCGCGGCUGAUUACAAAAGUUACCGAGGGAACACGCCUUGCGUCAGCGAACAGGAUCUUGCCCAACUGUCCAGGCUCAGUUCCAUCGAUCAGGUCGCUCUGGAGAAGUUACACGAACUGGACAGGUUGACCAAUAAGUUACAAAAAGACUCUCAGAACUUGAUAGAAUUACAGUCGAGACUAAUGGACUCUCCGAAGAGGCAAUACAACUCGGAAGCUGAAGCGAAAUUAGCGGAAGAGGCGAGUAGCAUAGACGAGCAACUGAGAAAGAUCUAUGCAGAAACUGACGUCGACAGUUGGACCUUCUCAAAGAGUCCUGGAUCAACAGGUAGAUCGAUCUCCAGAGUCAGCACGGACAGUGGUUUGGCCACCGACGGUGAUUUCACGACCAGGUCAAUUUCCCCAAGACUGACAUCUACGUCUAGAACGAACUUGGACUCCAUAUCGAGUACCUACACUCCUCCUAGACUAGGAUACGCCGCGACCGUGCGCGAAAAGAGUCCAGAUCCAAUGAUUCAGUUGCCCAUUGACGUUGGUAGUUUCGCGAAAGGUUACGCGGAGAACAAGGAACUGACAGACUUGAUGGUCGAAAGCUUUGCAGCCGUUACUUGCGCCUCGCCUACCAUUUACAGCACCACUACCGACAAAGUACCGUCUCCUACCCUCUCAGCGGGAAGUGUCCACAGUGUACACAGCGUCCACAGUGUACAAAGUCUUCGAACGAGGCAGGACGGCUACUUCGGCAGCGCUCCGCGACUCAAUCUAGAGUUUCAAGAAAGCAGAACGCCUCCAAGUCCGUCGCCCAGUUCACCCCCUCCUCCAGCUCCUCAAGAUUCGGGGGAGACUUUUCUGAUGCCAGGAGCUGAUCAAAGAGAACCCGAGACGAAACGAUCUCAGAGCCCCACGUUCCUGAGAAGCACGGAGAAACUGGUCUCUCUCGAGCAAGGUCGCCUCAGCCCACGUACUCCGCAUUCGCCUAAAUCGCCAAGAGUGUCGCCUAAGCACACCGCCAAACCGGGCAGUGUCGCCAACAUAGUCGCGGCGAAAUCAGAUUCCGGCCUAUCGUCCAUGAGCGGAUGGAGCAGCUUAGACAAGUCUCCAAGUUCUCCUAAGAGCUCGAUCAGCAAGAUGCUCACAUCCUACGCGGUGGAACAUGCCCGAGCGAGUUUAAUCUCGACCACAACUACGGGUAGGUCUAGCAGCCCUAUACCGCCUCUUCCGGAGACCACUACCUCCGUGGUCACGCAGGAACCCCUGUACGACACGCCCGAAGGAAGAGACGCUUUUGCAGCUACCGCGGCCACCUGUCAUUCUUACGCAGCGGCCAUGAACCAUUUGUCAGCGUUCACGUCCAUGAAGACACCGACUACCAAAGAUGACUAUAACUUCGUACCACCGCCUGCGCCGGCCGCCACCACCUGUCAAAGUCCGAAGAAACGAAGUCGUCAGCAGACGUUGCAACAACAUACUUACGACACAGUCGCACCUGGCAGCACGAUGGAUUACGUGUACAGAUCGGAACAACCUGCGAUCUAUUCAGUGGCUGGUAGCAAUCGACAACAAGCGAUCACCAGUGUCUACACCAGCGGGUCGGGAACCUAUGGUCCGAAGACCACGACCACGGCCUACUAUCCGGAUUCGAUGGAUCAGUACAGCUAUCAGGAAAAUUUCGGCUCCGCUCAGUACACGGAAUCAAGCGGGAUGGCUCACGCGAAGAAAGUUUUAAGAAGCGCCGCGUACGCGGAUGGAAUGACCAAUCACGAAGGGUACAAAGCCGCAAUGUAUCGCACAAUGUUCCCCACUGGAAACAUCACCGAUGCUUUAUCUUACUAUCCGACCAGCGCGAAUCUACCGCGAACGGAAACGAACGAGAGUUCCUGGUUAAACUCGAUGGAGGAUCAGAUACCUCACGACUCAACUUCAUCUAGCAUCAGGUCGUUAACUUCCGACGGCAGUUACUCGCAAAGUCCUUACACUGAUAGGAGGUACCCACAACCGCCAGCUUACCAGGCUCAUCAAUAUCAUCACACGUAUGCUAAUCAAGGCUACCCGCAAGCUUAUCAGCAACAAUAUCAGCCGUACAAUCAAAGACUGAGCAGCUCCGAAAGCGCACAACUCGCUGAUGGCUACCAGAGGCAAUGGCAAAGGGAGCAUCAGUAUAUUCAGGAUCACGAGGGCGGAAGAUUACCUAUCGAUCAGGCGCAGCAUCAGCAAAGCGAGUACUACGACGCUUCGAGCGUCAUAGUCUCCCAAUCAGGCUACAUCAGCAUCGCGACAAAUUUGAAGGAUCACGAGAUGGAGAACGCGAAGGCUGGCAAGAAAAUUAGAAGGGGUUCGUCGUUGAAAAACGCGAUGAGCUCUAUGAGCAACUGGUGGCCAGAUCUUCAUCUCAGCAAGAGACACAGAAGUCACUCGUUGCCUGGUGGAGUGAGGAGAGAAGACCUAGACAUGUCUCAGGAGCCUCAACAGAAACUUCCAGCGGACGCAGGCGUGACCAGAGGUCGUGGUAGAGGGCAAACCGCUAGGAAGAAGAAGAAACACAUCCUCGUCUCUACUGUAUCCGGAAUUCUGCAGAAGGCGAAAAGGCGAACCCAUCAGUCGCAAUCUUUGUCCGAUCCCGAACAAUCUGAAACCGAAUGGAGCAGCGGCAGACAGAGCGGCUUGUCGGAAGACGAGGACAGCGUGAUGUCCGACGCGAAUCAGGAGCCUCCUUUCUUCGCCAAGGUGAAAACUGCGAGCACAAAGCGUAAACCGGUGUCGCAAUCGGUUGUCCAACAGCAACAGCCAACCACGCAACCAUUGCCUUUGCAGCAGAAAGACUACAUUCAGCAACAGCAACAACAGCAGAAUCUACAGCAGCAACAGCAAGUUCUUCAGCAACAAAUUCAACAGCAUCAAGAACAGUUGCAACAACAGGCUCUUCAAGAUGGUUGGGGCAAAGAAAAAGAUCAGAGAAAGGAAUUGGAUCACGAUGGGUCCGAUCAAAUGGGUGGUUUCGACGAAGAAACGUCAGGAAAGAGCACUGGCUCCGGUUCAGGUGGUUCCUCGAUAUUCCAAACUGUCGGGGAUAUUAAACGAUCCACGGGUAGUUCCGACGAGGCACCGAACGAGAAGGCACCGAAACUUCCGCCAGUGACGCUGAUGGGCGCCAGUAUGGAAUUCGCUGUGUCCAGGGCACUGGGCAAGUAUCGUCAAAGACAGUCGUCCACAGUGUCCGACGAACAACCGGCGAGCGAGGAAGCGAGUAGCGAGAAGAAGUCUGAAGAUGGAACCGUCCAGACCCUAGAGACUAGCUUCGAGUAUCCUGAGGACGUGUCGGAGAAGAGCGAGAAGAGUGAAAAAUCUAGCAGCACGAGACUACCCGAAUUAGUGACCAGCAUAUCAGAAGAGGGUCCACCCUCUGAAGGAAGCCCGUCCGCGUCGAGCACGAGGGGUCAAACGACCGGAACUCGAUUCCUACCGCGGCAUCAGCAAUCUCUCGAAAUUCCUUGGACAGGUUCGAGGCCCGGCGAGCUGGACGAGGACAACCGUAGCACGCAUUCCUAUCGAAGCACGUCGAGGGUCUCCUCCAGGCGGCAAAGUACCGAGGACUCGAUUGAUUCCGAGGACGAAUGGUACCGAUACGAGCUGAGAAAGCUAGAGGAGCUCGAGAGACAGUCGCAAAUAGAGGUCGAGAUGGGGGAAGUGCUGGUGGAGGAACCCGAGGAAACCGAGCACUAUCAGCCAGACGAUACAGUGAAGGAGAAGAUGUCGUUCGUGUUGAAGGAACUGAAGCUGAAGGCCAAGCCACGGGAACAGAUCAAAGAAGAGAAAGAAGAAGUGCGAGGCAGCAAAAUCAAUGGAACACUCGCGAAGGAUCGGCGAAUAGAGGAGAGGGACAGGUACCGCGACGAGAAGCCUAUCCCAAAGCGAAAAUCCGCGGAGAGUAUCGAAGCGGUGUUCGCGAGGGUUACCGAUUACCAUACUUGGGCACACGAAGAAGAAGCCAAGAAAGAAAAACCGUCCUCUGCCAUGGAGGAAGGUUCCUCCGGUGAGACGUCAGGUCCCGACAGUCCGGUUCAAUCUAUGGACGAGGAAGAAGAAGAGGAGCUAUCGAAGGAUAUCGACGAAGAGCAAUCGAGACGCAGCUCCAGUGGCUCGACGUUUCGUCAAGGGGAGAAGAUCCACCCUGGUUCCGAGCCAAUUUCUCGCGAAGGUAGCGUGAGCGUUCCUCCCAGCGAGGUCUCCGUCAGCAUCCCAGGUGCUUGGGACUCGGAGAGCACUGUACUUGAAGGACUCGAACGUGACGGGGCAGGCAGUGCUGAAACAGCUACCACGGCCACCUUGAGCCUGCCGAAAAUCAAAAUCGAUUCCUCCUCCUGCGGUAGCUCGGACACGACGCUGAAGGAUGGCCAGGUGAGUCCUGGACCACCUGGUUCUAAAUGGAAGCUGUUGAAAGCGUUGAAAGAGCGUAAGGCAGAGGAGAAGAUGAAGGAAGUUGAGGAGGCCUCUAAGGAACCUACUAUUUCUCAGGGACCCACGGCAAACGGCAGCGGACCUGGUGGCGAAUCCGGCGGACGAGGCAACGGACAUCUCGGGGACAAUCCUUUCUACAGCAACAUCGACAGCAUGCCGGACAUUCGACCGCGCCGAAAGUCGGUGCCAUUGGUUUCCGAGCUGGUCUUGAAGACAAUGGCGGCGACGAAGAGGAACACUGCAGGUCUAGCAUCGGCUGUGCCCAGAGCAACGUUGAACGACGAGGAGCUGAAGAUGCACGUCUACAAGAAAACGCUGCAAGCGAUGAUCUACCCGAUUUCCUCGACGACGCCGCACAAGUUCGUCACCUGGACAGCUACGUCGCCGACCUAUUGCUACGAGUGCGAAGGUCUUCUCUGGGGUAUUGCUCGACAAGGUGUGCGGUGUACAGAAUGCGGAGUCAAGUGCCACGAAAAGUGCAAGGACCUGCUGAACGCUGACUGCUUGCAAAGAGCGGCUGAGAAGAGCUCGAAGCACGGGGCAGAGGAUAAAGCGAACAGCAUCAUCACAGCCAUGAAAGAGCGAAUGAAGCAGAGGGAGCGAGAGAAGCCGGAGAUCUUCGAGCUGAUCCGGUCAGUCUUCGGGGUCGACGAGGAGGCACAUACGCGUAACAUGAGGGCGGUGAAGCAGUCGGUUCUGGACGGUACCAGCAAGUGGUCCGCGAAGAUCGCCAUUACAGUGAUCUGCGCUCAAGGGUUGAUCGCGAAAGACAAGAGCGGCACGUCUGAUCCGUACGUGACGGUUCAGGUCGGCAAAGUGAAGAAACGAACCAGGACGAUGCCGAGGGAAUUAAAUCCGGUUUGGCACGAGAAGUUUUACUUCGAGUGUCACAACUCGUCGGAUCGGAUAAAAGUGAGAGUGUGGGACGAGGACAAUGACCUGAAGUCGAAGCUGCGGCAAAAGCUGACGCGAGAGAGCGACGAUUUCCUCGGGCAGACCAUCAUCGAGGUAAGAACUUUGAGCGGUGAAAUGGACGUCUGGUACAACCUGGAAAAGAGGACGGACAAGAGCGCUGUGUCCGGUGCGAUCAGGCUGCACAUCAGCGUCGAGAUCAAAGGAGAAGAAAAGGUGGCGCCUUAUCACGUGCAGUACACCUGCUUGCACGAAAACCUCUUCCACAGCCUGUGCGAGAAAAACGACGGUGUGGUCGCGUUGCCUCAAGCGAAAGGAGACGAUGCUUGGAAGGUCUACUUUGACCCGCCUGGCGAGGAACUCGUCGACGAAUUCGCGAUGAGAUACGGCAUUGAAAGUAUCUACCAAGCUAUGACACACUUUCACUGCCUCUCGACGAAAUAUCUAUGUCCAGGUGUGCCAGCUGUAAUGUCAACUCUUUUGGCGAACAUAAACGCGUAUUAUGCCCAUACGAGCGCAAGUUCCGCAGUCUCGGCCAGUGAUCGAUUCGCUGCCAGCAAUUUCGGGAAAGAGAAAUUCGUGAAGCUACUGGACCAGCUGCACAACUCGUUGAGGAUCGACCUGUCGAUGUACAGAAACAACUUCCCGGCUUCGAGCCAGGAGAAACUGAUGGACCUGAAGAGCACGGUCGACCUGUUGACCAGCAUCACCUUCUUCCGGAUGAAGGUUCAAGAAUUGUCCAGUCCACCAAGAGCCAGCACAGUGGUGAAGGAUUGCGUGAAGGCUUGUCUGCGGUCGACUUAUCAGUUCCUGUUCGAGAAUUGCUACGACAUCUACAACAGGGAGUUCCAAGUGGAUCCGAGCGAAGCGAAGAGGGACGCGGAAGAUCACGGACCCAGUUUGGAAUCGUUGGAUUUCUGGCACAAGCUGAUCGCGUUGAUCGUCUCGGUGAUCGAGGAGGACAAGAACAGUUACGCGCCUGUUUUGAAUCAGUUCCCACAGGAGUUGAACAUCGGUCAACUGUCAGCGGCCACCAUGUGGUCCUUGUUCGCGGUCGACAUGAAAUACGCGCUCGAGGAACACGAACAACACAGACUGUGCAAAUCCUCGGCCUAUAUGAACCUUCAUUUCAAGGUUAAAUGGUUGCACACCAACUACGUGAAGGAUGUGCCACCGUACAAGGGUGCCGUGCCGGAAUACCCGGCUUGGUUCGAGCCGUUCGUGAUGCAGUGGCUGAACGAGAACGAUGACGUCUCACUGGAAUAUCUCCAUGGUGCCUUCAACAGAGACAAGAAGGACGGAUUCCAAAAGAGCAGCGAACACGCGCUGUUCAGCGUCUCCGUCGUCGACGUCUUUACUCAAUUAACUCAGUGCUUCGACGUGGUCUCGAAGCUAGAGUGUCCCGAUCCGGAGAUCUGGAAGAGAUAUAUGAAGAGGUUCGCGAAGACGAUAGUGAAAGUGUUGGUCGCGUACGCCGACAUCGUGAAGAAAGAAUUCCCAAGUCAUCUGAAGGAAGAACGCAUCGCUUGCAUUCUCAUGAACAACAUUCAGCAGCUUCGGGUGCAAUUAGAGAAGAUGUUCGAAUCGAUGGGUGGAGAGAAACUGGAAGAGGAUGCGGCGAAUAUAUUGAAGGAACUUCAGCAACAACUGAACGGAGCACUCGACGAUCUGGCUAUGUUGUUCGCGAAGAGUCUAGAACCGAGGAUAACAGCAUCGGUGAAGGAGCUGGGUGAUUUGUUGUUGGCCAUCAAGGGUGGCGGACAAGUACAACUGUCCCAACCAGCUCAAAGGAACAACGUAGCAGUGGAAGCUGACGAAGUGCUUCGUCCUCUGAUGGUUCUUCUCGAUGGAAGUUUAUCGUUGUAUGCUGAAUCCUGCGAGAAGACUGUGCUGAAGAGGCUGCUGAAGGAGUUAUGGAAGAUCGUUAUGAGGAUCUUAGAAAAGACGGUCGUGCUUCCACCUAUGUCGGACAAGAGCAUGAUGUUCAAGAAUCUGACGGAUAACGCAAAGAAUCUAGCGGCGAACGCGAAGAUCGAAGACAUGUCGAAGUUGUUCAAGAACCAUAUGAGUGGCAAGCCUGAUGUGAAGAAUGCGCUCAGCGGUGUAAUGGAUAUUUCUAAAGAAGUUGAGAAGAAUCUGUCGCCGAAACAGUGCGCUGUUCUCGAGGUUGCACUGGACACCAUCAAACAGUAUUUCCAUGCAGGUGGAAAUGGUCUGAAGAAAGCUUUCUUGGAGAAAUCACCAGAAUUACAGAGCUUGCGAUAUGCUUUGAGCUUGUACACGCAAACGACGGACACUCUUAUCAAGACCUUCGUCACAUCUCAGGUUAACCAAGUGCCACUGAACAAAGCGUCACAGCUACGUCAGCGUCAACGUUCGAUGAGCAGCGAGAGAGGUGGCGACGAAGGGGAAGGAGCCGAGGGUAUGGAAAGCCUCGAGGAACCCCUUCGCCAGAGCAAGCCCUCUCUUCGUCGAGAGAGUCGACAAGUUCCAGAUACCGCUGGUACGGAUGAAGGUUCGGUAGGAGAAGUUAGCAUUCAGGUGGAUCUUUUCACGCAUCCUGGAACCGGCGAACAAAAGGUCACAGUGAAAGUGGUCGCUGCGAACGAUCUGAAAUGGCAGCUUGCGACAGGAAUGUUCAGGCCGUACGUUGAAGUGAAUCUGAUCGGUCCGCACUUGACCGGGAAGAAGAGGAAGCAAUCGACGAAGUCGAAGAGCAAUAAUUGGUCGCCGCAGUUCAAUGAGAGCUUCGAUUUCAUGAUCGGCAACGAGCAGCAGCAGCUCGACUUCUACGAGUUGCACAUCUGCGUGAAGGAUUACUGCUUCGCCAGAGAGGACAGGCUGGUCGGUGUGGCUGUGAUGCAGCUGAAGGACAUCGUUGAGGAAGGUUCUUGCGCCUGUUGGUUGUCGCUCGGGAAACGAAUUCAAAUGGACGAAACUGGCUGGACGAUCCUGAGGAUCCUCUCGCAGAGGAACAACGACGAGAUAGCGAAGGAAUUCGUGAAGCUGAAGAGCGACAUCAGACAGGAAACACCUCUGCCUAAUCCUACUUGAAGCUCGGAGACGCAGCAUUAAUAGCCGAGAGCGAAGCGACAUGCGUCCUUCGAGUUUGGAAAGAGCUCGGAGGUGAAGAAGAACAGGAGGGGCGUUGUCCACAGGGGAAACUAGAAGCGUUCGGCCGUCGUUGUCGAGAACGAAGUCCAUAACACCACCGUGAGACACACGCACACACGAGAAAUCGCCGAUCAGAACGAUCGGCCGAAUCUUUUUCGGUUCUAACCAUGUUAGCCAGCGAGGGAACGAGGGAUGCGUCCGCCUGAUCGACAUCUUUCUUCUUGUUCCCUGAGCAAACACACGUUCCGGUCGAACGUGUUCUUCUCUCUUUUUUUACGAAUCACAGAGCUUUAGCCCCGUCCCCUAAACGAACCGAGAGACAAAAGGAAAGCGUGUCAGACAACGUAUUCGAACGAACGGAGAUUCGAGUCUCCCCUAAUGUUCGUCCAUCGGAAGCAAGAUGGAAAAGAGGAAAUGAAAGGGCGAUUGCCCUUUCGAAGGCCGCUUCGAGAGGAACGACGAUCAAGACGGUGAUCGAUAGACACGGUUAAACACGGAACGGAUUAAUUAUUAUUCAUACGAGUGCCGUGACGAAGGAGGAUGGAGAGCCUUAGGUAUCGAAGAGUGUUCCGAAAAGACGCGAAACGUGGAAACAGUGCUGCCAGUACGCAAUAUAUUUGGUAAUAUUCGUAAGGUUAGGAAGAAGGAGUCGAAUUUAGUCGUAACGAUGCGUCUAGCUCGAUCACGCCUCGUCGAAGUACUAUCCGGAUAUCCCGGUGGAUAGCCAAUCGACGGGGAUCGUGAUGGCACUACGAGAACGAAGGAUAAUCGAAUCAGGGUCCGUGGUAGCAAACGAAACGGUCGUGCUUUCGAAAUACUGAAAAUACGAAUAAUCGUGCUGCAACGGGGGGGAGACGUGAUACCUAUAACAUAGACCCUCGUGCGAGACGACGUUUUAGGCCGUUUGUUCGGGAAGACGAGUUUACUUGUAGAUACGUGAAACACAUUGUUGACGAAGAAGUUUUUUCUAAUAACAGUUUAACAUAGCAUUGCGUACGACCAAUAGGCGCGUCACGACGUUACUCGGGUCGCGCCGUUAGUAAUAAAAAUAGGCAUUGUAAUGUAAAGUUACGUUCUUAUCGUAAGGAUUAACAAGAGAUCGUAAGAGUCUGAUUGUUGUGGCGAAUGAUGAAACGAGGUCCGCUCGAAGACUUCGAACACUGUCCGUGAAUCAUCCCUAGUCUCGCUUCGAUAACCCUUCGACGUCUGAAAAGCAUGAAGAAAUAAUAAUAAAAAAAAAAAGAACACAGAGCGCUUCUUCGUCCGCCUUCGAUUUCCCAUUUUCGUACGAUAUCGUUAAAAAUCGAGAGCUCGGUCGUCGUGGUCGUCGAACGCGAAACCGUAUCUACGAAUCGACGACGGGACAAACUUUUUUGGAAAUUAAACUUUAUAUCGUUGUAGCUGUAUGGUAAUUAAAAACUAAUCAUCUAACUUCGACACUUUUUCCCGACGAUCGUUGCUUUUUGUGUGAGCGAGCAAAACCAAGUAUAUAAACGCGACGAGGUGGAACGCAUGCUUCGAAAACGGACAUUUAAAUACUUCUCUGUCCAUUCGCUUGAUAACUCCAUUGAUAUUACUCUUGUAUAUAGAUGAAACGUUGUCCUCUCGUGGACACCGGUACGUUCGGUUUCGUCGAUCGUUGGCUCUCGAACGACAUAAGACUUCCCCUUCCCCAAAAAAAGAAAACGCGAACUCGAGGAAGUCGAGGGCGGACGGGGGUUAAAUGGUCCCUCGAUCUGCUACAGUACGUUUACGGAUGAUCCUUCGUUUCGCGUUUAACGUCGUUCGGUAACUUCGGAGACGCUUGUCAAAAAAGCUGCACGCGUCGCAGUUAUUCGCACGAAGCUUCGAUCGGAUCUCCCCCGAGAUAACUGUGAACAAACGAGGAAAGAAAAGAUGAAACUUAACGACGAUGCACAAGAGUUGCACGCGACUUUAAACAAAAAGAAUCUAAUGAAUUUCAUUCUCUCCGGCCUUCGCACAGGUCGACCAGACAUACAAUUCCAGAGAUUAAACACGAUUAUAUCCAACAAACAAACCAAAAAAAAAAAAAAAGUUUCUACUACGUAGUACGUCUAGAUAUACUUACGUAUUGUGUAUAGUGUCUAAAUGCUGAUGUAGCUGCGAGCGCGGGAUAUUCGUUUGGAGAGAAAGAGAGAACGAUAGAGAGCCACCCAGGAAAAGGAACGUUCCACGAUCUAACGAUAUAGAUUAUAUCGAAGAACCAGGUGUUUUCCAUACUCGAACGCGUACCUUUACAGAUCAGCCGCAUAGAGGUUCGUUUAAUGGUUACGUAAUUUUAUCAAAAUUAUCUCUUAUACACGUAAUUUCGCGUCAAGGAUCCGACCGGUUUCACGGUAGCCCGAUCCUAAUCAAGGAAACUUGUAGAACACUUAUAGAGACACGAUGUUUCGAAUCGUUUCAUUUAACGAACAUCACUGGGAUGUUCCACGACGCGGUUAGAACGCUUAGAUCUACGUAUACAGGUGGCCAAAUCUGUGCCGUUCGAUUAGAAAACUCCUGACGAAUAAAAUACUCCUUGUGCGCGCGAACGCGUUCCAGAUCGUUUUUCCGAGCCCGGAAGCGUGAGCGCGUUAAAAACAAAAGACAAAGAAUGAAAUAGGAAAGCCGUCGGUAACGUGGACGGAUAGAAAAAUGAAAAAGAAAAAAAAGAACAGAUGAAAGAUAGAAAGAGGGAUUACGAAAGGGGAUAAAUGGGAAAGCAGAGAGAAACACACGGGUCCGCGAUCUCGCCACCAUCUUCAUUUGUAAAAGUGUCUAUUUUCUCCGCUGCCUAAGUACUUACAUACUAAUUGCGAAACAAGGGCUGGUGAUUCGGUAUCCAGGCCAAGCGUGUCGACGAAACGGGAACGGGCCUUUGUGUCUCCACCUCCCUGACACCUUUGAAUUUACGGGUCAGCCGGUAAUCGCGCCUCGUCGACCACACUGGCCAUCAAUUUUUUCCUCCUACUCUCCGCUUCGAUUAAUAUCUCGUAAGCUUAAUGAAAAUAUCUCGUGUAUUCUGUGAUAAUUACCCCUUUAAAGUACACACAUACACACACACAUCCACACACAUGUUACACGCGCGUCUUUUUCGAGCACUAACAUCAGCGUACAGUAUCAUUUACGUGAUCACGUACAUACAAUACGCGCCCCAUACAACAAUCACACUAAAGCACGUGAUUACACCGAUCCCAAUAACAACAGUAUUUUUCUCUUUUAAAUGACAUUUCGAUUUCUAUUCUCUAUACUCGUUAAACGUCCGAAGAGUCUCGUCGGUGUGUGAGAACGAAAGGUACCGCGGUUAUCGUCGAUAUGGCCAACCGGAAGUAAAAAAAGAAAGGAAACGAGAGGGAUGCAUCUAGAUAAAUGAAAAGGAAAUUUUCACGCCAUUCAUAGUAGUAGGAAUAUAGAUAUUCUAAUUUCUCUUGGUUUUUCUCAUUAUUCUGUCUUGUUUAGGGACAGAGAACAGUCUCUGAGAGGUUGAAAAUAUGGGGAAGGAAAAUACAUAUCUCGUAGAAUGAUCAAAUGAUAAGUUAUUGUUAGGUUGUUGCACAUCAAAUGGUCGAUAUCAAAAUGAAAAGGUGAAAUUCGUGUAUUGUUCCUCUAAGGGUUUCAGUCAGGAUAUUCCUAAGUGAAGGCUAUUGGAAAUUUAAUAAUAAACAUUUCUUUUUCUUCUCGAAUAUUUUAAUAAACUAGUUACUGCAAGUGAUCUAAGGAGAACAGUAUAGUUAUUAACAGCUUUUUGAAUAAAUCUACCGUUUCAUUCGCAACAGUCUAGGGGUAGACAGUGAAAAAGAGCAUGAGAUUUAUAAAUACUUCUUUCUGUGAUUAAUCUUGUUGCGUGAAUCGAUUGAUCGUUUUCGAAAGGACAAGGGAAAGGGAGCAGAGGAAAAGAGAAAAGAAAAUGGGACGCGUACAAUGUAAUAGGGUCAAGUGUUCCGUAGUUCUUGUUCGACGAGAACGCAACAUGUCACCGCGGGUACUUUUGUGUCCGGUAGCCGACCACAGGCGCAGAACCAAAGGAAAGGAUGAAUUACUUAAAACAUCAGACUCUAGAUUUGCUGUAUCGCGGGAGUGUGUAGCAGUGGAAACCAUUUAACAAAGGCAAGAAAGAUAUAUAAAGAUGAAACGAGGAAACGAACAAAUUAUAUACACAACUGUUGACAAUACUAUGCUUGAGAAAUCGUACGAUGCGUAUGUAAUAUAUCUAACAAAAUAUUAAUUAAAAAGAACAAAAGAAAAACCAUUAAAAAAAGAUAAUAAUGAAAAUGAAAAAAAAAAAAUAUAAGAAGACGACGGAAUGUUUGUGUUUCGUAAGUAAAGCAUAUUAAGGAGAUACAUUUGUAAUCCAUGCGACGAGAGACGCAUUUGCAAGAAAAAAAAACGACAAAAAAAAAAAGAUAAUACUAAUUAUUACGGAUCGCGUAACUCUGUGCGUACAUGCGGAUGACUGCGUGAUUAUUAGGUAAUUAAUAUCUUAACGAGUAAAGAGUACGGUUUUUUCUUUUUCGUCGUCCCCACAAAGAAAAAGAGAGAGUAUACCACCGUUGUUAUCAAAAUUUUUCACGCUAAACCAAACGAACGAGGAGAAAGACGAGAAAGAGUACUUACAUUAUAAUUACAUCACCGCCAUUGCGCAGCCUCCGAAUAUAAAUAGGUGAACCUAAAAGCAAUUGUAUCCGAGUCAAACACGCACAUUCAACACAAAGAUAAAGAAGAGAAAAAAAGAGAAUAAUACCUAUGAUAUCCCAAAUCCUCAGAUAUCUUUAUUAAAUAAACGUUUCGCUUUCGUUCGUUCACUCACACGGAGAGCUUGUACUUAUCCGUAGUUUCGAACACGUAUGCAUGAUUUUUCGAUUAUCCCUUUUCUCGAUAUUAUAGAAUUUCUUAUUUCAUCAAACAAUCCCCGUGCAACUUCUCCUUCGUUCUCUCUAACAUUUCAUUGAUCGUUUGACAAUUUUGAUCGGGUCAUAUAUCAUUGUCAUUAUUCGGCACGGUGUGGAUCAUCGAAGGAGUUUAAAGAUUGUAACGAUUUCUUCGCGUUUGCAUGGUGCGACUGAAUGGAUUUUGCAAUUUAAUUAGCACGAUUUCAUCUUCAAAGUUUUCUUUCAAAUACGAUUUUAAUAUAAAGUUCGUCGUAAUUAACACGUUGAAUGCCUUGAAGAUCAACCGCGAGUGGCGCCACAAAUUUGAUAUAAUCAAAUUGAUAAAAAAUUACAAAAAAUUCUAAGUAGCAGCAUGCCGUUUUACUGUGACAUUUAACGCGUUGAUUCGUAAUAAUCUAUUUAUAGAGAUCUACAGCUUAUUCUUAUUCUUCAAAUAAUUGAGAUAAAUAGCCGGUUCAUUUGGCGGCGUGUUCAGAAUCUGAUAAGAUUCGAUCGAUAAGCCUGAAAACGCGACGCGAUGUACAGUGUGAGCGAGCGAAGGAGAGAAUUUAAAUGACAAAAGUCAUUCGAUAACGUGCGGACGAAAUACGAGGUACGAUAGAGACUGUUUAUAAGUAGAGUCUAUCGAUCAACCGCAGUAGCUAAUGAUGAAUAAUAUUGAUGAGGUGAUUUGUCACGAGAACGAACGGCAAACGAGGGAAAUCGAUCAGAUGUUUUAUCGUCGUUGAAUCAUCGUGCCAUGUUUCAUAUCGUCGUGUCUUACAUAAACAUAGGCAAAGUUUAAAUAUCAUUACUAUCAUCAAGUAUUUAGAUAGGAUUUCAAUUGUGACUCGAUGUUACACCGCCGUAAUUGCCCUAAUUAAAUUCGCCGUCUAUUGAUAAUCAUCGAUAACCGGGAGGACUGGUAAUUUUUGAAAUCUUUUCGUUUGAAUAUCGACACGUUGCAUUUUGCUUCCCGUAUGGAGGAAGUUAAAAAAUUUAUAAUGUAGAUCCUAAAAUUACCGCUGAGUUGUAACGUCCACCGUUCAUUUUAUCGAAAACCUCUCGAUUAUCGACUGAUGAUUUAACGGUAAAAAGGGAAAAGAAAAAGAAAGCGAAACUGAGAUACAGCUAAUUGUUGUUGCUAUUGUUUCUAUCAUCUCCGUCUUUAUCACGAUCACCGUCAUUGUUGCCAUUGUAAUUACACAGCAUGGAUCUUCGUCGCGCCGGCGUUAUACGAAGCGUCCGUUUGUUGCCUCGGCUAUCUUUUUGUAAUUUAUCAUUUUUCGCAUGGACAGUACGCGCACGUGUAAGAUAUUAUGGCAUUUUAGUCGUUGUAAUCGCAGAAUAUAUUGCACAUACGAUUGCACAUAUUAUACAUACAUGCAUUGCAUACAUAUAUGUAUAUAUAUGAUCAUGAUAUACAUUUAUGACCCGACGUUGCCUCGUGUUUCAGCGAAUUUGAAGAAAUCCGAUGACUUUAACAUAGCUAGACAUAUUUAUAUAAUUUUUCAAUGAUUCGUUUGCGAAAUCCGAUAGAAUCAAUCCCCGCCGAAAUUGCGAAGCGGCAACAAAAAUGACGCAUUUUCGAAACGCCUAGUUCAUUCAAAAAUUUAAAAAAUAUCUCCACUCUAUACGCAUUCAUUAUUCUCGAUCCCCAUUUAUCGUCCUUGUAUGUAUACAAUGCGCUCCUUGAUCUUUAUGAUCAUGUGUUAUUUUCCAAUUUGUUCUUCGUUGAUUUAAAAUAUGUUUGAUGUACGGAUCAAGCGUAUAAUUUUGUUUGUUCCGAAAAUCCAGGUGAAAUGAAAGGAUUAGCAAAGAAACGGUGCUCGUUUCACGAACAGAAUGCUACUCGUCCUUCUUUUAUAAAUGUUAAAGUUUUAGGAUCUGAGGCGCCGUUAUCCAUUGUACAUUGCGGAGACGCGAUAAAAUGCGUCCAUCCUUUCGAUAGGAUUUUCCACCUUGUGGAAUCUGCUCUGUACAUUAAGCAAUAAUCGUGACAAAACAUUGCUUAGUGUAUCGGAAAUUUGAACAGUUUAUGCUGGAAAUGAAGCAUCGUUAUCGUGUCUCCACAAAUUAGGAAACUAAUCGAAUAAUGCUAGCGCAGUUAUUUCGAAAAUGGUAGAGAAACGAUACACACCGAUAUAAAAAUAUUUGAUUUUAUGUUACGUAUCUCAUUCCCGUUGUCCGUUCGCACAGUUUGCUCGUUCCUCAUUUGCAUAAAUGUACCAUAUCCAAAAGGUGCUCUUAAAUGGACAGCGGAACAAAAAGUGUAUGCGAUAUAAGAUGGUAAAUAUUAAAAAAUUGAGAAAGGAUGGCUUUCUUAUUGGAAUGGGCUGCCUCAGGGGAAGGUAACCCAGGGACUCUAAUAAAUCAUCAAAACCUAUAAA
Osmia bicornis bicornis is the source of this 22854-nucleotide messenger RNA. RefSeq names its product protein unc-13 homolog B (gene unc-13). The coding region runs from base 6264 to 15536 and encodes 3090 amino acids. The record is from RefSeq and is a predicted model, not a curated record. Gene Ontology annotation, cellular component: neuromuscular junction; presynaptic active zone cytoplasmic component; plasma membrane. Gene Ontology annotation, molecular function: syntaxin-1 binding; phospholipid binding; calcium ion binding. Gene Ontology annotation, biological process: neuromuscular junction development; presynaptic dense core vesicle exocytosis; dense core granule priming. Lineage: Eukaryota; Metazoa; Arthropoda; Insecta; Hymenoptera; Megachilidae. The transcript has 20 exons.